Pelodiscus sinensis (Chinese soft-shelled turtle) is the source of this 4461-nucleotide messenger RNA. It is a transcript of the gene METTL14, whose product is annotated as methyltransferase 14, N6-adenosine-methyltransferase non-catalytic subunit. Lineage: Eukaryota; Metazoa; Chordata; Testudines; Trionychidae. Gene Ontology annotation, biological process: mRNA modification. The record is from RefSeq and is a predicted model, not a curated record. Gene Ontology annotation, cellular component: RNA N6-methyladenosine methyltransferase complex; nucleus. Gene Ontology annotation, molecular function: mRNA binding.
GAGAAGUUAGGGCAGGAAGCGGAAGUGACGUUUUAAGGAAGCGCCAGCGGCGUGCCCGCCUCGGUUGCAUGGCGAUGAACAGCCGGUUGCAGGAGAUCAGGGAGCGACAGAAACUCCGCCGGCAGCUCUUAGCACAGCAGUUGGGAGCUGAGAGUGCAGAUAGUAUUGGUGCCGUAUUGAACAGCAAAGAUGAUCAGAGGGAGAUCGCUGAAACAAGAGAAACUUGCAGGGCUUCUUAUGAUACUUCAGCAUCAAAUGCAAAACGCAAAUAUCCAGAUGAGGGAGAAGCUGAUGAAGAAGAAAUUGAAGAAUAUAAGGAUGAAGUAGAGCUGCAUCAAGAUGAAGAGAACCUGCCCUAUGAAGAAGAGAUUUACAAAGAUUCCAGUACCUUUCUUAAGGGAACCCAGAGCUUAAAUCCUCACAAUGAUUAUUGUCAACAUUUUGUGGAUACAGGACACAGACCGCAGAAUUUUAUCAGAGAUGUGGGCUUAGCAGACAGGUUUGAAGAAUAUCCCAAACUUAGAGAGCUCAUCAGACUAAAGGACGAGCUAAUAUCUAAAUCUAACACUCCCCCCAUGUAUUUACAAGCAGACUUGGAGGCCUUUGACGUUAGAGAACUGAAAUCCAAAUUUGAUGUGAUUCUUCUGGAACCACCAUUGGAAGAAUACUACAGAGAGACCGGCAUCACAGCCAAUGAGAAGUGCUGGACUUGGGAUGAUAUUAUGAAACUGGAAAUUGAAGAGAUUGCAGCCUCACGGUCUUUUGUUUUUCUGUGGUGUGGUUCAGGAGAGGGUCUGGAUCUUGGCAGAGUGUGUCUACGCAAGUGGGGUUACAGACGAUGUGAAGAUAUUUGUUGGAUUAAAACAAAUAAAAACAAUCCUGGGAAGACCAAGACUUUGGACCCUAAAGCUGUUUUCCAAAGAACAAAGGAACACUGCCUUAUGGGAAUUAAAGGAACAGUCCGCCGCAGUACAGAUGGUGACUUCAUCCAUGCUAAUGUUGAUAUUGACUUAAUUAUCACAGAAGAGCCUGAGAUUGGCAACAUAGAAAAGCCUGUAGAGAUUUUUCACAUCAUUGAACAUUUCUGCCUUGGAAGAAGACGCCUUCAUCUCUUUGGAAGGGAUAGUACAAUCCGACCAGGCUGGCUGACCGUGGGACCCACUCUCACAAACAGUAAUUUCAAUGCAGAAACCUAUGCCUCAUACUUCACUGCUCCAAAUUCUCAUCUCACUGGUUGUACGGAAGAGAUUGAGAGACUUCGACCUAAAUCUCCACCUCCAAAAUCCAAGUCAGACCGAGGAGGUGGAGCACCCAGAGGAGGAGGAAGAGGCGGAACUUCAGCUGGUCGGGGAGAGAGAGGCAGAGAAAGAAAUAGAACUAAUUUCCGAGGUGAAAGAGGUGGAUUCAGAGGGGGCCGUGGAGGCACUCACCGGGGUGGUUUUCCCCCACGCUGAUUACAUUUGAGUCAUUAGUUCUCUCUCUGGUCCUAUGCCUUUUUUUCUCUGUAUCUUUUUUUUAAGUCUUGUUUUUACUAAGGGGAGUCAUUCCAGCAACUAGGGUCAAGAUGACUUUUUUUUUUAAUUGCUUAUGCUUUCUGCAAGCAGUUUCAGAUACUUUGCCUGCCCACAUUUAGCACAUCACUGUACUUGGCAGAUGGGAUACAGAAUCUGAUGGCAAAGAGCUAAAAUGCCUUCUGACAGCUUUCAUUCACCAGGAAGGAUGGCAGAGCAGACUGGGAACAUCAAGAAGAGGUUAUCUUCCCAAGCUGUGAAUAAGAAUUGAAGAGGAGUCAUUUGCUUUGAUCUUUUUCAAUUUAAAAAACUAUUUUUUUAAUUUUUUUUUUUACUUUAACACUUCCCUUUAAACUCUGAACAAAUCACCCUUUAUACUUCAUGUAGAUAUUAGUUUCUUUUGCCAAUAUAAUGGGUCAGGACUCAGAAAUGCAAUUUGAUUUUGCAUGAUGAUGAUAUAGACUUGCAUUGUAUUUAUGGAAGGAAAAAAGCUGUCCAUACUGGCAUCUCUUUCUUCCUCCCCUAGAUUCAUAAGUAAACUGGUGUAAUAUUGAAUAAAUAGAGCUCUAUUUUUUCUAUUUGUUUUAAAUUUCCCCACUCAUUCCUGGGAGUAAUUUUCUAGUAUUUUUAUUUUUGACUUGUCAGAUAUAUUUAAAACACUUUUAUCUUUGCUGUUUGGAUUGAAAAACAAGAAACAAUUCUAUGUUGUCACUUCUUUCUAAUGCUUUACGGAAAGCAGAAAGUGGCAGUGAUCCAUAUUUGAUCUAGAACUUCUGUUUACAUAGACAUGUAUUGUUUUUAAGUAGAGAGUCUUGCCCAGUGCUUGUUAACUGUGUUGUUCAUGACUAGGGAAAGCCAAGUUUUAUUACAGUAAAUUCAGUAUGAAUACUGAAACAGCCCCAUUGAGGUAGUAUUUGGAGAAAGGGGAGAAAGCCAUGAAAAGCGCUUCUAGAGAAAUCUGGAUACAUUUCACCUUGUAAACACUAUGUUCAGUAACUGAAAAAUCGUGUUUUAGCUUUGCUUUGCCAGCGGAUCUUUAAACAGUAAGUGAUGAGGUGCCGAGAACGUCUUAUAGGAAAUCAUCUCCAGAAUACAGCUUCUAAAGAGAAAGUGAUUCACACGUGUUGCAGCUGUGUGGUAUUUGUUCAUAGAAAAGCCAGCUCUGUAAACUGGUUGUACAGUACUUGAUGCAUAUGAAUAAAUCCUGGCCUCACUACAGUCCAGGGGAUUUUGCUAUGGACUUCAUCUGGGCUAGAAUUUGGCUCUAGGUGUCUUGUACUUCUCAUCUACUGAACUUUUAUAAAUGUCUUGUGAAGUGUUGAAUAGUGAUAUUUCUUCCAGUAUUUUUUUAUAAAAAUGUUUCCUAAUAUUUUCAAGGAUUGUUUGGUUUUAUUUAAAAAUGCCAGUUUUAUUUAUUCUUCAGCUUCCCUUUAAAGAUUUUUAUUUUGUAGAUUUUCUGCUUGGGCAAUUCAGCUUUCCUUUGUAUAGAAACAGAGGUUCCUGUUGUGUUGCUGGAUGAAAUCUCCAUCGUUGUUUUGCUUAAGGUUUAAAAACACACACUCGCACGCACAUCCUAUCUCCCCCUCCACCCUCCAAAGCUGAGCAGUGACUGGAAUUAGAAGUCAAUUUCUGAUUGAAUUGGGGUCUUUGAAUCUUUGAUUUUCUAUUAUAUUAGUAGCUCAUUUGAACAUCUUUGAUGCUUGGAAUGGAUUGCAUCUGGAAUAAACCCAGAAUGCUUGACAGUUAUGUGCCACAAGCAGGGAAUGAUUAUUUUUCCUGAUUGUUUUGCACUCAUCCUAUGUUUUAGUAGUGAAUAUUGUAGAUGCUGAACCCCAGACAACCCCAUGCCACUGAAAACAACCUCUGCACAGUGAGAAGGAAAGCGAUAUUAAUUCAGCGCUUUCUUCCACUGGUGGUUGUUCCUCACAUGCUUCUUCUCUACAACUGAAGAACAAGUAUCCUGGCAUCAAAUAUGAAAGGAGCAAUUAAUCCUCGAUACUGCAGUCUAACCUAAAAAUAACUUUUUAAAGGAGAACUGAGAUGCUUUGGUUUAGUUCAGAAAAGCAGAGUUGAAAAGACUGUUUAAGAUCUCAAAUUAGUGAAGCAUGUAAACUUCAGAAACAAAAUAAUUGAAAAUCACUUCCUCUGUAUUUACUUACCAGGACUUGAGUUGAGAUUUCUUGUGUCUCUCUGUCAAAGCAAAGCAGCUAAAACAAUGUAAGGAAAGCAGUAAAUACCUGCCAAUCACUCUUAAUAUGCUGACUGCCUGUGGAUGCACACUGCUCCCAUUGAUGUCACUGAAAGUCCAGUAGACGCAUUGACAAACAACUUGCUCCUUGUUACCUGAUGUUGAUUCACAGGCAAAUAUGGAUUCUUGAAUGUCUUCCUUGGCAGUUUUGUGUGUUUCAGAAAUACAAAGAAACCUCCAUCCUUGGUAGGGAUGUUAGCAAGUAGUUGACUAGAUGAUUAACCAAUAAGCCUAAGCUUAUCAGUUAAUCUUGUUGACUACUUGCAUCUCUCUCUCCCCGUCCCCCCGACCCUUGUUGCCGCUGUAUCAGAGGCAGCAGUGCACGUUGGUAGGAGGCUCCCUGGGAGUGAGUAGUCAUGUAACUGCAAAGAUUUCAUGCGGUUACAAGGCUGUUCAAAUUCCUGCCAUCUAACAUCCCUAAUCCAUGGCAGUUUUUGUGUUCCUGAGGUAUGCUAUUGUCAUGGCAACACUGAUACAGAGAGACUUCCUCUUCAUGUGACAAGGUAGGAUGUUACCUGUAUUUGGUCUGUCUUUGACUGACAGCAUAUGCAGCUCAUUAAUGCUUCAUGAUGUUGACCUCCAUUCAACAGAACCUGAAGUGAGGUGAUACUCUUUUCAGAUCUUCUUACUAUAUAUUUUAGAAAUGCGUGUCUGUCUUUCCAUCCAUCUGUGAGUCCUUUUGUUCAAGAACUCCUAAACGAU